UGAGCUUCCACGUGGGCUCCUUAGCCAGCCUUGAACCUUUAUCUAGUGUCUGAUAUCAGCUGCCUAAGCCUUUUGCUGAAAAUCCAGUCUAGGAAGAGUGAUGUUUCUCUCUCUGGGACACACAGCAUGUCCUGCUCAGAGAAAAAAGUGCUUUCUCCUGGUUCAGGCCCAGACCUCCCCAGUCCUGGAACUCCUUAGACCUGAGUGACCACAUAGUGGCGUGUAGGAGGACAGGUCUCCUUGCUGGAUUGGCGCAAGCUUCCUUUAUCGCUGCUGAAGACAGCACAGAACCACCCCAUGCUGGUAGAGCUGAAGAAUGGGGAGACGUACAACGGGCACCUGGUGAGCUGCGACAACUGGAUGAACAUCAACCUGCGUGAGGUGAUCUGCACAUCACGGGACGGCGACAAGUUCUGGCGGAUGCCCGAAUGCUACAUCCGAGGCAGCACCAUCAAGUACCUUCGCAUCCCUGAUGAGAUCAUCGACAUGGUUCGGGAGGAGGCUGCCAAAGGCCGUGGGCGAGGGGGACCGCAGCAGCAGAAGCAGCAGAAAGGCCGAGGCAUGGGUGGCGCCGGCCGAGGUGUUUUUGGUGGCCGGGGCCGGGGUGGCAUCCCAGGUGCAGGCCGAGGCCAGGCCGAGAAGAAGCCAGGGCGGCAGGCAGGCAAGCAGUGAGCGGCCGCAGCCUGAAUGGAGCCCAGGACGAUGGGCAAGGCCUCUGGGCACCACAGCAUGAAGCCCCACUUGGCAUCUGGUCUAGUGAAGUCCCUGGUUGGCCACUGACUCGGUUUCUGGAAGAGUCUGAGCUGCCUCUGAAGCCUUGUUUGUCCUUUGCAGGACUGGCUUCUGCCAGGCUUGUUUGAGUUUCACGUUGGAGCCAUAGGUGCAGCCCAUGGCGGGCCUGUCUGUCGCUCCCCAGCCUGAGCCCUUACCUCUUGUGUUAGGAAAAUAAAGGCAAGCACCAUGGAAGGAGCCAGCCCUUCCUCUGCCACCCAA
Molecule: messenger RNA, 993 nt
Organism: Psammomys obesus (fat sand rat)
Lineage: Eukaryota; Metazoa; Chordata; Mammalia; Rodentia; Muridae
Gene: Lsm4
Product: LSM4 homolog, U6 small nuclear RNA and mRNA degradation associated
Exons: 5
Coding region: 298-672 (124 amino acids)
Biological process (GO): P-body assembly; spliceosomal snRNP assembly; mRNA splicing, via spliceosome
Cellular component (GO): spliceosomal tri-snRNP complex; U6 snRNP; P-body
Molecular function (GO): U6 snRNA binding
Source: RefSeq, a predicted model, not a curated record